GUGUUUGCCCGCGCUUUUGUCACUUUUAUCGACACUAAAAUAAAUAAAACACAUACUCUGUCUCUUCCCCUCUGCAGCAGAGCUUUCUGCAACCCACAGAUUCCCGUGUUGGUUCCAUUUCCCCAUAAAUAAUCACUAAAUAAUCUUCAGCCUCACAUUUUGACAUACUACUAGUACUUUUUUAUAUUUCUAUUUUCUUGUUGAAAAAGAAAACAAAACCUCGCUAAACUCCAAUCUGCCCAGUACCAUCUCAGUAGUAGUAUUAAUAAUUCAGCACCGAUAACAAGACUUUGAUGACUGUUUUUUGCUUGUAGUAGUAUAUAUUGUUCAUCAAAUUCAAAACUUUUAAUAGUAAUAAUAGUUCUAUCUGUCUGCACAGAUCGGAGAUGCCCAAAACGACUUCUUUGCGCUGCAACUCCGAGAAGCUUAGUGGGGCUGUGGGGGUGUUUUCCUUUUGCUAAUCCAAACGUCGUUGUUUCCCUGUUUAUGUUUCACAGACUGAGAAACAGAGAAAAAACAAACUCGCUUGAGAUUUUCUGAUCUCUUAAAGGAAUGGAAUAUACCACCACUAAACCCUCUAAGCCCUCUUCAAACAUAUCCGAGUUGGUUUCAAAAUUUGCCAGAGUUUGCAAGCUGAGAUCCACGGGUGUUUUUUCUGCUGAAAAUAUGUUGAACACAAGCAACAUUAAUGCCCCACUUGGCGAGGAUAGCAGUGAUAAUACUGAAGAAACUGAAUGUGAUAGCGAUAAAAUACAUCCCCGGCCAGCUGAUGUUUCCUGCGAAAGGAAUAUAUGCUGUGACGCAGAGGUCUUGAAGUUAUUUGACACUGUUUCUGCACUAAAAUCAGCUUAUGUCCAACUUCAGAAAGCUCAUAUUCCGUAUGACCCGGACAAGAUUAUAGCUGCCGAUGAACUUGUUCUGUCUAAGCUUGAUACACUUUGCAAGAUUAAGCGUGCAUACAAGGAGAAGCAGUUCACAAAAUCAAAGCUUGAUUCGUCUUGCUUGGAACUUCUUCCAUCAGAAGUUAAAGUUAAUGAGAGGCUGUUAGAGAAAUUGAAGUCUGAAAAUAAAACCAAGGACUCUGAGAUUGUCCGCCUGAAGCAAGAACUCCAGGAUUUGGCUUUCGGGAAUGCAAAGCUGAUUGAGAUAAUCAGAAGGGAAAGAGUGGAGAGAAAGAAGACAACGGUUCUGGAUGUUACUAUGUUUCAGAACAGCUUCAAAGCUGCAUCAAAGUCCAUUCAUGGUUUUGCAAAGCCAUUGAUUAGUUUGAUGAUGGCUUCAGGGUGGGAUUUAGACCUAGCAGUAAAAUCAAUUGAUGAUGGAGUUGCAUACUCCAGGAGGCCCCACAAGAAGUAUGCGUUUGAAGCCUACAUUGCAUGGAGAAUGUUUCAUGGAAUGUUGCUUGAGUCCUAUAAUGUCAAUGAUAUAAUGAAGUUUGAUGAUCCAAUUGAUGCUCUGAUAGAAAAUCCAGAUUCAGGCUUUGCAAAAUUUUGCAGAAAGAAGUAUCUUUUGGUUGUUCAUCCUAUGAUGGAAAUGUCAUUCUUUGGGAAUUUGGAUCAGAGGAAUUUUAUAUCGAGUGGCAAACAUCCACGGACACCAUUCUACCAGAUCUUUGUGAAAAUGGCAAAGUGGAUAUGGAUUCUACAUGGGAUAGCUUGCUCAAUUGAUCCUGAAGCAAAAAUAUUUGUUGUCAAGAGGGGAAGCCAAUUCUCAGAUGUUUACAUGGAAUCUAUCGAGCAAGACAGAGAAGGUCUGGUGGGUUCUGAUGAGGGACAGGCUACUCAAAAGGUUGAGUUAAUGGUCUUGCCUGGGUUUAGAAUUGGAGACACAGUGGUGAGAUCUCGAGUUUAUCUUUCGAAGACAAAUUAGCCAAUCCAUAGAUGCUAAUCACCUUUAGUUUUGAGUAUGUUAAUACUUAGUGGGAGGUAGUUGAGAACUUUUGUAGUUUUUGAAUCGUAGGAUAGGGUGGGAUUCAACUCAGGAGCUCAUACUCUUUACGUCACCCUCUAGUUGCAAAAAAGCCUGUUUUUUGCCCCCUGAACUGUAAAUAGAUAUCGCCUCCAAUGAUGCCAUCAUACUUUGGUUACCAUUCUAUUAUUGUCUGCUGGAUGAUACUCUGAUAUUAUUUGUCCAAUCAUUGUUUAUGAUGAUGCCAUUGAUGUAACUUAGCAUUCAGGAAUUCUGUGCUUAAUUGCAAGAUAACUACGUUAUUCGA
Molecule: messenger RNA, 2215 nt
Organism: Theobroma cacao (cacao)
Lineage: Eukaryota; Viridiplantae; Streptophyta; Magnoliopsida; Malvales; Malvaceae
Source: RefSeq, a predicted model, not a curated record